AUGGUCGGGCAUCAGUGGUUCCCAUGGAUCAAUAACCCAACACCAGGAACAGUCUUAAUGACGUCAACCAAGCAGGAGCAGGAAUUAUAUAACGAGUCAGACAGCAAACCAGAAUGGAGAAGCCUCCUUUCUGACUACCAGAACAUCAGUGACAGCUACUUCACUCUUUCUAAAGCAAACUAUGAGCUGACAGGAGACAAUCAAAUCCUACAAGAGCACAGUGCCUGGUUGAAUGAACAGACCAAACUCCUCAACAGGACUUCAGCUGAGCUCAUGUCCAUGAAUCUUGCUUUGAGUUUGGAAAACAACCAGCUGAUGGAGCAAAUUGUGAAUUUAACGUCUACAAAUGUAAAACUCACGCAAGAGCAUGACCAGCUGGUUCAGUACACAUCUGAGGAGGAGGACAAGAAGCUCAACAUGUCUCAAACCAUCAAAUAUCUGGUCAGCUCCAACACUCAGCUACAGGACGAGAAACAUCGACUCUCCGAGACAAGCAUUCUUCUUAGGGAGGAGCUGUUUCAAGUGGAGGAAAAUAAUCAAGAUCUUCUGGAGAUCAACGACAAGUUUCAAAGAGAAAUCCACAAUCUGAGUGAAAAGAUGGGGGCGUUUCUUGGCGACGACUGUGAGAAGGCAACGACACACAAUAUGCAGCUGCAGGAGACCAUAACAGAGCUACAAGAAGAGAACCAGAACCUGAACGUGACACUGGCAGCAGAGAGGCAGGAGGCAGCAGAGCGGCAGACAAACAGGAGAACGGAGAUGGACCAGAUGAUGGCGGAUAUGCAUUCACUGAACGAGGUGUACCACACUUUAGACCUGUACUGCCCUGUGGUUAAUCAGAAGACAAAAGAGCGGAUUUGCAAAAAAUGUCCGGACAGCUGGAGACUCUUUCAGACUAAAUGCUACUACUUCUCCUCCCACCUGCUCUCCUGGAGCUCCAGCAAAGCCUGGUGCCAGACACACGACGGUGACUUGCUCAUCAUUAACAGUGAGCCUGAACAGAUGUUUAUUUUUGAUACAAGCCUGGCUGUGGAGCAGGACAGUAGGCUGUGGAUCGGUAUGACAGAUGCAGAGAGGGAGGGUGAAUGGCACUGGGUGGACGGCAGCACAGUGACUUCAGAUGUACAAUACUGGCUGAGCAGACCAGGAAUGGAGAGCGAGCCUGAUGACUGGAAGCUGGAUGACCCACUGGGAGAAGACUGCGGACACAUUGAUACAACUGAAAACGCACUAAAGUCCUGGAUGGAUGGCUCCUGUAAGAUACCUUAUAGAUGGAUCUGUGAAAAGAAUGUUUAG
Molecule: messenger RNA, 1296 nt
Organism: Scomber japonicus (chub mackerel)
Lineage: Eukaryota; Metazoa; Chordata; Actinopteri; Scombriformes; Scombridae
Product: C-type lectin domain family 10 member A-like
Exons: 5
Coding region: 1-1296 (431 amino acids)
Source: RefSeq, a predicted model, not a curated record